Doryrhamphus excisus (bluestripe pipefish) is the source of this 734-nucleotide messenger RNA. Lineage: Eukaryota; Metazoa; Chordata; Actinopteri; Syngnathiformes; Syngnathidae. The record is from RefSeq and is a predicted model, not a curated record.
GUUUUUUGAAGUGUAGCAACGUGUAACGUGACGUGAAGGCCUCUCACGUUGACGUCCAGUGUGACGUUGUGAUGUUUGGUGACUUAUAAAAGCUUCACGGGAAAGAAGCACAGAGGUACACCGAGUGGCCAAGUGCCAGUUUCCAUGGCAACAUGGAUACAGGAAACAUGGACUUUCUGAAGUGGACUUGUGAGGAGGUUGGAAAAUGGAUUGAGUCUAUAGGAUUUCCACAGUAUAAACCAUGCUUCACUGAGAACUGCGUCACCGGCAGGAAGCUGAUUUUUGUGGAUUGUGUCCGCAUGCCAAGACUUGGAAUCACAGAUUUUAAAGACAUGCAGGCCAUCUCCGCUCGUGUACGCCAGCUGCUGGGCAUCACAGAGGCCGUGUGGAGUCGCAGCAUCGCCGACCCGCCGCGAGAUAACAUGGGCCUCUUCCUGGAGAUGAAGAGCCGCACGGGCGUCAAGUCGGACCAGUUCACCUAUCAACAGCUCCUGGAUGACAUCUGCCACUGACGAGACAAAAGCCGCCGAGAGUGCGAGAGUGACAAAGCGGUGGAAAGCGGGAUGUGUCAAUGCAAUUUUCAUGCCGCCAACUGUCUCGGUGACUCACUGGCAUUGCGGGCCCUGACAUUCACACUUCCCACCUGCUGAGCGCUAGCAUGCCGGUACAAAAUACAUCUAUUAGAAAAUGCUGUCUCAUCAAAUACACGGAAUAUUCAUCUCAAUAAACACCCA